AUGAGCGCUGUCGUGCUGGGUGAUCUACGCCACGAAAUGGACGAGAAUGUGAUUGUUACCUCCACGACCAUGAAGCUGAAGCCGACACCAAAGCCUGCCGACAUCAAGACAAGUUUUCUCAUCCGAACGCUGCCGAGGGAUUGCAACCCAACGCCCGUUCCUACCGGUGGAUUGGGUGCCAGUGCAUCGGGGUUGCUGUCCCCAAUAAUAAACCAGCCCAAAAAGCAAGAAACAGAACUGGAGACUUUGCAACUCGAUAAUCCAUUCGAUGACAUCACGGAGGACAAGCUAAUCUCCGAUCUCGACGGCAUCGGAGCACUCAUGAACUUGCAAGAGCUGUAUCUACAGCACAACAAAGUGAGCGACAUCAGCCCACUGACGAUGCAUGAGGAGCUUCGUGUGAUUGACCUCGAAGGGAAUCGAAUCACGGAUAUUGGUCAGAUCGAACAACUCGCGUUCUGUCCGCAGCUCAUGUCGCUUAACCUAACGGGGAACUCAGUUGAGACCGUCAAACACUACCGUCAGAUUGUUGCCAAUUUCGUGCCACAACUGGUGUCGUUGGAUGACGAGGCACUGUCGGACAGCGAGAGAGUCAAGUUGUCGGACUCAGAAAUCGACGCUGCCAUCUGCAAUCAUCAAGAUCGGCUUCACACCGAUGUAUCAGCUUCUGACCCGAUGGUGCCGAAUGAGCUCAGAAGUCCUCGUCAGCUUUCAUCGAACGGACUUCCAGUGGAUUCUCCUCGUGCUGACGACUCCGGUAGCCGCCUCACUCAUGGAACCGACAUCGUGUUCGCCGGAAACGUCUCGAGUGCGCUUCGUCGACACCGACACGAGGCAACGGGAUCAAAUCGCGAUCUCUACAAACAUACGGGAGGCAGUUCUGAGGACUCUGCAAGCUCUGUUAAUACACGCCCUUCAUCGAGUCAUGGACUACCGGAACGCCCGAAGACGCCAGCACAACGAAUCUCCAUCACCGACACACUUGACCGAGCUCGAGAGCUUGACACCCACAAGCACAAGUCUCGCGACGCCAUCUUGGACGAGCUGAAAACCUGGCAGCUAGAUAGUGUCGGUACGUCGCAAAUCGGAGUUCCCCGUGACACCAACAAAGCGCUCUACCUCGAAGACACCACAGCUAAUCGCAGCAGAUGUCGACGAAAAGGAAGCAUCGACGGCGUCACUGGAAAUGGGGCAGCAAUUGUUGCUCGGCUGGAACGUCGACCCAACACGUCAGCUGGAGUAUUGCGAAAUGGAGUCAACGUCCGAGAAGCGUUUGUUGAGCCUGCACGAGUCCCACCGAGACCAAGGUCGCGAGGGGGGUCUUCAAAGUGUCGUGGGCUGUCCUCCGGUACGUCUACUGUCGACAUCCUCAUCUUAGAUGGCAGCGAUGACACGAAGCGACCAUGUUCUCCAAUCAAGACGUCAAUAGCCAGCUACACGAAGGCUCUGGGACGUCAGCAUGACUGGAAUCUGGACGUGCUCUCCCCUACAGUGGACAUCUCAACUGCUAAGCGCCAUCUACCGACUUCGCUGAGCAGUAAACAGCAACUUAGACGCUCCCAAAGACAAGAGGAGAACGAGGAUUCCAGCGACGACGAUGAAUCAAGCGUGUGUCCAGCCGUGGUAUCGGAACUCGGUAGUCCGACGCUAGUACCCAAGACUGCGUUCUUUAAUGUGGCUGAAAGUCUGAAUGCGAUCGAAAAGUGGCGAGACGAACUGGAAGACGACGCAGAAGACUUCGUCAACUUAAGUGUUGCAGGUCUUCCGAGUUGUCUGUCACCGCGUAACAUUCGAGUAACAAAGGAAGCCACAAGUGUCGACACCGCAAACACCAGUUGCAACCAGCAAAACUCGCCAACUCGGCUGCAACUCAAUCAGAAAUUGACACUUGGUCCUGGAAAUCAUGAGAGUGAUCGCCACCUCGUUCAGUUGAUCUUUCCUUCGUGGGAUCGAUAA
This is a messenger RNA of Phytophthora infestans T30-4, 1956 nucleotides long. RefSeq lists its product as uncharacterized. The coding region runs from base 1 to 1956 and encodes 651 amino acids. The record is from RefSeq and is a predicted model, not a curated record. Gene Ontology annotation, molecular function: protein binding. The transcript is spliced from 6 exons. NCBI's taxonomy places the organism in Eukaryota, Oomycota, Peronosporomycetes, Peronosporales, Peronosporaceae.